AUGUCUCGCAACAUUAAGCGAAAAUUUUCGACCCCGGUCAAGGUCAAGACUGCCAACCGCCGUCGCCGGGUGUCCGACACCCCCUCAACCUCUUCAUUGGAUCUCUCUGAUGAUGGCGGAUACUCUGCUGUAGAAGACAUCAGCGACUCGUCUGAUGACGAUGAGGAAGAUGUUGCUGCGGCCGAGGAGUCCAACAUUCUUGAGGAGGCUCUUCCCCCAACCCCUCAGCCAGCUCCUCGGCCGCAACCAACCAUUGAGGAGGAUGACGAUGACGAAGAAGAGGAAAACGACAAUGAUGAUGAACAAGAAGGCUUAGACAUCGAAGACGACGAUGCCGGUAGCUGGGGAGGCAUCGUCUCGGAUGUUGAGGAAGAACCAGCAGAUGUCUACCAGGAUGCAAACAUCUUUGGCUCAGACAACCCUGUUGAGCGCCACGUUCACUUUGACGUACCUUCAAGCGAUUCUGACGAUACCGACACUGAUGAUGAAAUCCAGGGGUUCUUUCCUGACAUUUUCGUCUCCCAGAACACCCUGGAUCCUUCAUUCCGUCGGGAGAUUGAGAACGAUCCCGACGAGUCAUCUGGUUCGGGCUCUUUUUGGGACUUCAACAACCAAUAUGAGGAGCAGGAUCAGGAGUCUGAUGCUGAAGAGAUUUUCCGUCAACUUGACAACGAUACCCCCUUCGCCACACCAAUGGCUUCUCAGCAAGCCACUGCCGCUUCUACUCCCGUACCCCUCUUUGAGGAGCCAACUGAGUUGGACGGUUACGAGACCGAUGGCGACACUACAGAAGAGGACGAGCCAGAACCCGUGGUCCGAAGAAAGACUCGACGCCCUUCCCACCCAAUGAGCGAUGCCUCCGACUCAGAUGCGGAUAGCCCAGUCAAGGCUGAGCGUGGCCAGCCCCGAUUGGGACGCUACAACCUGGACCGCUCGGAUAAGAAGCCCAUCGCUGUGCUCAAUCCUGUUACUGGCAAGAUGAUGAUCUUUACCCCUCAUCGCCGACAUCAAUUGGACCUAUCACCCGAACAGUUCAACUUCCCCUGGACAACAGAGGGUCCUGAGUCGCCUAUCAUGAGCAACUCUGCCAAUCUCAUGCUCAGUGCCAUGUUCUCUUCCAACACCUUCGGCGACUUCUUCAACACAGGUCAGGUCAUGGGUCCUCAAGAGGCAUUCUAUCCUUUCCCCUCUGAGCCCAAUACCGCCGAUGAAAGCUCGACCGCGCCUAGCUUGCCAGACGACGAGGAUGAAGAAGAUGACGAACUUAACUUGGACCUCAACGACUUCAUUGCCUGGGAGGAGAACGACUCUUCUGGUGAGGAGGACAAUGGUGACAACUGGGAUCCCGCAUCAACACCUGCCAGGCCUAGCACUGCCACCAGCGACAAGGAGGUCCUCGGUCAUCUCAGACCUGAGAACGUCGGAGCAUUCCGUCGUAACCAAAUUAACCAGCAGCUUAUCCUGAGCAACCAAGCUACUCAAGAUUCGCUCGCAUUCAGCGGUCCCUAUAACUUGACUGCAAUCAAGGGUCUGAGAUCGGACCGAUUCGACACUGCUGCCAUUCCCCUUACACCCGCUCGCCGACAUAAGAGACAAAUGAGCGACACCACGCGCAGCCCCCUUGAGCAAAUGUCUUCAAAACGCAAGGCAACCACCGAGGCUGGCAACAGUCACAAGAGACACCGAAGCAUCUCUGAUGUGAACUAUCUACAAAUCUAA
Messenger RNA from Fusarium coffeatum, 1719 nucleotides. RefSeq lists its product as uncharacterized. The record is from RefSeq and is a predicted model, not a curated record. NCBI's taxonomy places the organism in Eukaryota, Fungi, Ascomycota, Sordariomycetes, Hypocreales, Nectriaceae. The transcript has 2 exons. Bases 1 to 1719 code for a protein of 572 amino acids.